Ochlerotatus camptorhynchus is the source of this 2067-nucleotide messenger RNA. RefSeq names its product heat shock protein 70 B2-like. Gene Ontology annotation, cellular component: plasma membrane; cytosol; nucleus. NCBI's taxonomy places the organism in Eukaryota, Metazoa, Arthropoda, Insecta, Diptera, Culicidae. Bases 122 to 2038 code for a protein of 638 amino acids. Gene Ontology annotation, molecular function: ATP binding; ATP-dependent protein folding chaperone. The transcript has a single exon. The record is from RefSeq and is a predicted model, not a curated record.
CGAUAAAACUCAAAGCAAAUUCAAAUCUCAAAGUGAACAAAUUUGUGAAUCCCAAGUGCAUCAAGUUAAAAGUGAUUUAUUCUGCAUCAAGUGUUACAAAACUACAGUAUAAGAGAAAAAAAUGUCUGCAAUCGGUAUUGACUUGGGAACGACAUACUCCUGCGUGGGUGUGUUCCAGCAUGGCAAAGUGGAAAUCAUCGCAAACGACCAGGGAAACCGAACCACCCCCAGCUAUGUGGCAUUCUCGGACAUGGAACGGCUGAUCGGCGAUGCGGCCAAGAACCAGGUGGCGAUGAACCCGAAGAACACAGUUUUCGACGCCAAACGGUUGAUUGGCCGCAAGUUCGAUGAUCCAAAGAUUCAGGCCGACAUCAAACAUUGGCCAUUCACGGUGUACAACGAUGGUGGCAAAACGAAGAUCGAAGUCGAGUUCAAAGGCGAGAGGAAACGGUUUGCUCCGGAAGAAAUCAGCUCGAUGGUGUUGACAAAGAUGAAGGAAACGGCUGAGGCUUACCUGGGAACAAGCGUGAAGAAUGCAGUCAUCACAGUUCCUGCCUAUUUCAACGAUUCUCAGCGUCAGGCCACAAAGGAUGCUGGUGCCAUUGCAGGACUGAAUGUCAUGAGAAUCAUCAAUGAACCAACGGCUGCUGCAUUGGCUUAUGGGUUGGACAAGAACCUCAAAGGUGAGCGAAAUGUGUUGAUCUUCGAUCUGGGAGGCGGAACCUUCGAUGUCUCGAUUCUGACCAUCGACGAGGGAUCGCUGUUCGAAGUUCGAUCUACGGCUGGUGACACUCACCUGGGAGGAGAAGACUUUGACAAUCGAAUGGUGUCACACUUCGUGGACGAGUUCAAACGCAAGUUCAAGAAAGAUAUCUCAUCCAAUCCUCGUGCUCUACGACGUCUGAGAACGGCAUGUGAACGAGCAAAGCGAACAUUGUCAUCCAGCACUGAAGCCACCAUUGAAAUCGAUGCUCUUAUCGAUGGAAUCGACUAUUACACGAAAAUAUCCCGAGCUCGAUUCGAGGAACUCUGCUCUGAUUUGUUCCGUUCUACACUGCUACCAGUUGAGAAAGCUCUAUCCGAUGCCAAAAUGGACAAGAGAUCAAUCGAUGACAUAGUACUAGUCGGUGGAUCAACACGCAUUCCGAAGGUUCAAUCAUUGCUUCAGAACUUCUUCUGUGGAAAGUCUCUGAACUUGUCAAUCAACCCAGACGAAGCCGUGGCUUAUGGUGCUGCUAUUCAAGCUGCCAUUCUCAGUGGCGACAAGGACGAGAAGAUUCAGGAUGUGCUGCUGGUAGAUGUGGCUCCACUAUCUCUAGGAAUCGAAACUGCUGGCGGUGUGAUGACCAAGCUUGUUGAACGCAACAGCCGAAUUCCAUGCAAGCAAACGCAGAUAUUCUCGACUUACGCGGACAACCAGCCGGGAGUAUCAAUCCAGGUAUUCGAAGGAGAACGAGUUAUGACCAAGGACAACAAUCGACUUGGUCAGUUCGACCUAUCAGGCAUUCCACCAGCUCCGAGAGGCGUCCCUCAGAUUGAGGUCACAUUCGAUCUGGACGCAAACGGUAUUCUAAAUGUAUCGGCCAAGGAGAAGAGUACCGGAAAGGAGAAGAACAUCACAAUCAAGAACGACAAGGGUCGAUUGAGUCAGGCGGACAUCGAUCGAAUGUUGGCCGAGGCGGAGAGAUUCCACGAGGAGGACGAGAAGCAGAAGGAACGUGUUUCGGCCAGAAAUCAAUUGGAGAGUUACUGCUUCCAGUUGAAACAGUCGCUGGAAUCGGCCGGUGACAAAUUGAGCGAGUCGGACAAGAACACUGUGAAGGACAAGUGUGAUGAGAUCCUUCGUUGGUUGGAUGGAAAUACGAUGGCCGAGAAGGACGAAUUCGACCACAAAAUGCAGGAACUGAGUCGAGUGUGCAGUCCAAUUAUGACUCGGUUGCAUCAGGGCGCAGGAUCAUCGGCAGGAGCCUCGAGCUGUGGCCAACAGGCGGGAGGCUUCGGAGGCCGAACGGGACCCACCGUUGAGGAGGUCGACUGAAUAGAUUAAUUUCUUAGUUUGAAUGAAGA